UUUAUGUCUUUACCCCCCACCCGCAGCCCCAGAUCCAUUAGAAUACACUCACUCACUCUUACACUCACACCCACUACAUUCUCUCUCCUUUCUUUUAUUUUUCUUUCUCAAUCUACUCUUUGUUUGGAAAAUUCAGAUCUGUAUCACCUAUUGAAUUAAUUAAUAAAUCCGAUUUCUGGGUUGUUUACUUUGUUUUUCUAAGGCUAAUAAUAAUAAUAAUAAGCAUGAGUAAAGAAGAAUUCUUGAAGAUUCAGACUUGUGCUCUGAAAGUAAACAUUGAUUGUGAUGGUUGUAAACAAAAAGUGAGAAAAAUCCUUACCAAAAUUGAAGGUGUUUAUAGUGUGAAAAUAGAUUCAGAACAAGGGAAAGUGAUGGUGUCUGGGAAUGUUGAUACACCUACGUUAAUAAAGAAGCUAUCAAAAAGUGGGAAACAUGCAGAGAUAUGGGGGGCUCAUCAAAAACAACCACAAAUAAAUGAUUUAUUGAAGAAUAUGCAGAUUAAUGGCGGUAAAUCAGGUGGUGGUGGUAAAAAUAAUAAAAAUCAGCCACCCCCGAAAGGAGGUGGAAAUCACCCAAAACAAGUGCAACAGCAAAAGGGCGAUGGCGGUGGAGGUGGGUUGCAAAACCUUCAACAGCUGCAACAACUUCAGCAGUUGAAAGGGUUUCAAGAUAUGAAGUUGGCUCCUCAGUUCAAGGAUAUGAAGCUGCCGAAUUUUGGUGGUGGGGGAGGGAAGGAUGGGCAGAAAUCGGUGAAGUUUGAUGUGCCCGAGAGUGAUGAUGAUUAUGAUGAUGAGUUUGAUGAUGAUGAUGAUGAGGAUGAUUAUGACGAUGAUGAGUUUGAUGAUGAUGAUGAGUUUGAUGACGAUGAGUUGGAUGAUAUUCUAGUUAAGAAGCCCGGUGGUGGUGGUUCGCAGCUGGGUAAUGUGAUGAUGGACCCUCGGUUUAUGAAAGGCGGACAAAUGCCACAGCAAAUGAUGAAGGGUGGACAGGUCGCACCACAGUUUGUGAAAAGUGGACAGAUGCCACAACAAAUGAUGAAGGCAGCUGGUCCUCAAAUAGGAAGUAGUGGAGGAGAUGGCGGAAAGAAAGGAGGUGGAGGCGGUGGGAAUAUCCCGGUACAGAUGAAUGGUGUUGGAAAGAAAGGAGGUGGAGGUGCAAACAAUAAUGGAGGUUAUAAUCAAAAUCAUAGUGGUGCUCCUGGUGGUGGUCAACAUAAGAAUGGUGGUGGUCAAGGUCAAAAUAAAGGCGGUGGUGGAAGCGGUCACAUGACUGGUGUACAUGGGAUGCAAAACAUGAUGAGUAUGCGUGGAGGUGGAGGUGGAGGUGGUAUGGGGCCCAUGGGUCAUAUGGGUGCGGUUGAAGGACUUCCUGCUGGUGGACCAAUGGGUGGUGGUGGUGGCAAUAAUGUUUAUUUUCAAGGUGCAGGACCCGAAGCGAUGGCAGGAAAUCCGUACUACCAGCAGCAAUUAGCGGCUGCAAUGAUGAACCAACAACGAGCAAAUGGUAACGAACGGUUUCAGCCCAUGAUGUAUGCUAGACCACCACCAGAAGUCAAUUAUAUGCAGCCAUUGUAUCCACCUUACCCUUAUCCUCAACCACCACAUGGUGACCCACUGACGCACUAUUUUAGUGACGAGAACACAUCAACAAGUUGCAAUGUUAUGUGAGGAUAAUUGAUAAGUGGCUGCCCACAGUGGUAUAGUGGUGUGAUACCAAACCAAUAUACAAAAAAACCAAGACCAUUUGUGUAAGCAAAUUAGUUAUUUUUGCUGAA
This is a messenger RNA of Erigeron canadensis, 1774 nucleotides long. RefSeq names its product heavy metal-associated isoprenylated plant protein 32-like. The transcript has 3 exons. Gene Ontology annotation, molecular function: metal ion binding. Bases 225 to 1667 code for a protein of 480 amino acids. NCBI's taxonomy places the organism in Eukaryota, Viridiplantae, Streptophyta, Magnoliopsida, Asterales, Asteraceae. The record is from RefSeq and is a predicted model, not a curated record.